AUGGUGCUGUUGACGUUCACAAAUAGCUUGCCAGCGCACGUUACCACCAUACCAACCGCACCAGCUCCUUGGGAUAUGGUGUCGAAAAUACUGGUGGGAAGUGCCUUGCGCAUAUGGUGUCUCAAAUGCGACCCAAGAAGUUUAAACCUAUCACGGCGGCAGCGAGGACUCAAUACCAUUCUUCAGCCCAUCAAGGGACAUGCCACAAUAUGGAAUUGGGCGUGUUCUCUAUGUGACUGCUGGGGGUUUCGGGAUCGUUGCCCUUCAUUAAAGAUUGUCAGUAAAUGUGAGUUGUCUAUUUGUGUAGUUGUUCCUUCAUACUGCUUGCCACAAGUAAUCACAAAUGCCACCUUUGAAUCAGAACUACACUCGUUUGUUCUAUAUAAUACACAACGCUUGGCUGACUAUCUCCUGAUGAAUGAUGGCUCCUUUGAACCUGCAGCAAACAAUAUCAAGGAGUUUAAUAAUAUCCAGCCAGUUCAUCUUGACAAUUGGAUUGCAGAGAAUAUACUUCGAUAUAAGCAAGGAUGGGGCAAUAUUGAGAGGAAGAUCCUAAAUUAA
Messenger RNA from Lobosporangium transversale, 561 nucleotides. RefSeq lists its product as hypothetical. The transcript has 4 exons. Lineage: Eukaryota; Fungi; Mortierellomycota; Mortierellomycetes; Mortierellales; Mortierellaceae. The record is from RefSeq and is a predicted model, not a curated record. The coding region runs from base 1 to 561 and encodes 186 amino acids.